AUGGCAACUGUAUGCCGUCAUGAUAUCCCCCUUUUCCUCUGCGAUGUACGCACUCCAGGUGAACAGCAGCACUUUUCAAUUGCCAUGCUCCUUGCACUCAACUGCCAACUACCCUCAAACGCCACCAUUGGAUUAAUGUAUGAUGUUGGAUGUGUUCUCGAUCGAUCAAUUGCCAAGUACAAUCUCAUUCCCGAAAUCGCUCCUAGAUUGAGCAUCGCCAUUUCAGUCUUCCAUGCCUAUGCACAUCAAUUCUGUUGUCAAAUCGCAUUUCACCCCAGGAAACGAAAUGGGUUUGGAAAGUCAAACGGGGAAGGAAAUGAGCGGCUAUGGUCCUUAAUUGUUGAUACAAUAGCACCUGAAUGCAUAAUGAGUGUGAGUCUCACCAGGCCAAACACUGUUUGUUCAACAACCCUAUCUUAUCCAAGGUUCUCAGCUAAACGAAUCACAACAAAAUCAAGAAGAUUGCAAUCCGUGGCCGAGACCGUCUUGCUUCAUUGGCAAGGUCCAAACUGGCCACCAUUCUCCGUGAGGAGGUGCUUCUGA
This is a messenger RNA of Cantharellus anzutake, 543 nucleotides long. RefSeq lists its product as uncharacterized. The transcript is spliced from 2 exons. The record is from RefSeq and is a predicted model, not a curated record. Lineage: Eukaryota; Fungi; Basidiomycota; Agaricomycetes; Cantharellales; Hydnaceae. The coding region runs from base 1 to 543 and encodes 180 amino acids.